This is a messenger RNA of Ostreococcus tauri, 1137 nucleotides long. Its product is annotated as Serine/threonine-protein kinase, active site. The transcript is spliced from 2 exons. The coding region runs from base 1 to 1137 and encodes 378 amino acids. The record is from RefSeq and is a predicted model, not a curated record. Gene Ontology annotation, biological process: protein phosphorylation; signal transduction. Lineage: Eukaryota; Viridiplantae; Chlorophyta; Mamiellophyceae; Mamiellales; Bathycoccaceae. Gene Ontology annotation, cellular component: cytoplasm. Gene Ontology annotation, molecular function: ATP binding; protein serine/threonine kinase activity.
AUGACGACGACGACGGGCGCGGACGCGGGGUCGAUCGCGGCGCUCACGACGAGAGAUGUGGUGUACGAGACGGUGAAAAUUGAUGGCGAUCCGAAUGAGGUCGGACACGUCGUGCACACGGGCGCGCCGGGGGCGAGCGGGGAGAUCAGCUACGAGACGGUGCGCGUGGUGGGACACGGGUCGUUCGGCGUGGUGUAUCAGGCUCGGUGCAGGGAGAACGGCCAGGAGGUGGCGAUUAAAAAGGUGCUUCAGGAUAAGAGGUUUAAGAAUCGUGAGCUGCAGAUCAUGAAGGCGGUGGAGCAUCCGAACGUGGUGAAGCUGAUACACAGUUACUAUCACACGACUGCGGAGGAAGAGGUGUACCUGAACUUGGUUUUAGAGUUUGUCCCGGACACGGUGUACAGGAUCGGUAAGCACUACUCCAAGAACAACCAGCGAGUGCCGGGGUUACUGGUGAAGUUGUACACCUAUCAGAUGGCGCGAGCGCUAGCGAGCGUGCACAAGUUGGGAAUUUGUCACCGGGACAUCAAACCGCAAAACUUGCUCGUCGACAGCAAGACUCACGUUUUGAAAAUCUGCGAUUUCGGUAGCGCGAAGAUCCUCGCACCGACAGAACCAAACAUUUCGUACAUCUGCUCGAGGUACUACAGAGCGCCCGAGUUGAUUUUCGGCGCUGUGCACUACACGACGGCGAUCGACAUCUGGAGCAUCGGAUGCGUCACGGCGGAGCUGCUUCUCGGCUCACCGUUGUUCCCGGGAGAUAGUGGAGUCGAUCAGCUCGUGGAGAUCAUCAAAAUUUUAGGCACACCGACCAAGGAACAGAUAUUGCACAUGAAUCCGGGCUACACUGACUUCACGUUCCCACAGCUCAAACCGCACGCGUGGUCAAAGGUAUUCUCGAAGAAUGCCGAUCCGCUGGCGAUAGACUUGAUCUCAAAAAUCCUAGUUUACGUCCCACAGGAGCGCUUCAACUGCAUGGAGCUCUGCGCACACGAGUAUUUCGAUGAGUUACGCGAUGAAUCGACGAGGUUACCCGACGGCAGCGCGCUGCCGCCACUGUUCAACUUUUCAGACGACGAGUUGAGUUCGCUCGACGAUAAUCUCAAGGCAAAGCUCAUCCCAGCGCACGCUAGAUGA